Messenger RNA from Folsomia candida, 1085 nucleotides. RefSeq names its product ubiquinone biosynthesis O-methyltransferase, mitochondrial. The record is from RefSeq and is a predicted model, not a curated record. Lineage: Eukaryota; Metazoa; Arthropoda; Collembola; Entomobryomorpha; Isotomidae. The transcript has 4 exons. Gene Ontology annotation, molecular function: 2-methoxy-6-polyprenyl-1,4-benzoquinol methyltransferase activity. Gene Ontology annotation, biological process: ubiquinone biosynthetic process. Bases 140 to 1045 code for a protein of 301 amino acids.
AAAAAAAGGAGCCGGCUCUGUCCAAGUUGCAACAAACUUAAACCGGGAACGAUGUGAGACACGAGUAAAUAUUUAUUUACCUUUCAAGAAUCUGGAAAUUUUUGAACAGAAAUAGGUUAAAAAAAUAGAAUUAUCAAAAAUGUUGCGACGAACAUUUGUCACGGUCGGACGCAGAACAAUACGCUUAUCGGUGUCGCCAGCAAAACAAAUUUCGAUAAGAUGGAUAUCUUCAGCUACGCCGGGCCAAGAAAAUCAAGGUUCUCAAAAUUCUUCGAAAUCUUCUUAUGGUGGAGACAAGACAAUUAAUGCAGACGAGGUUCGAAAGUUUGAGACAAUGUCGUCCUCCUGGUGGGAUCCAAAUGGGUCGAUGAAAGAGCUACAUUCCAUGAAUAAACUCAGGGUACCUUUGAUCCGCGACGGACUUCUCGAACAGACCAAACAGACGUCACGCUUCAAGUUGCCGAAACCAUUGGAGAAUCUAAAGCUUCUUGAUGUCGGGUGUGGUGGAGGGAUUUUAUCAGAGUCUUUGGGACGGCUGGGUGCUUCAGUUCUAGGAUUGGAUCCAGGAUAUGAAAAUAUCUCCGUAGCAGAGCUUCAUCUCCAACUUAGUCCCGAUCUUAUAAGAAACGUUAGCUAUAAGUGUGACACGAUUGAAAAAUAUGUGGAAACUAAUUCAGACGCAAAGUUUGAUGGGGUCGUGUCAUCAGAAACAAUUGAACAUGUGGAUAACCCAGAAUUAUUUUUAAGGAUGAUGGGACAGUGUUUAAAGCCCGGUGGCUCGUUAUUCUUGACCACGCUAAAUCGAACGUUUGAGUCGUGGGCUGGAGCUAUUGUGGCAUGGGAGUACUUUCUGAGGAAACUUCCGGUAGGAACUCACCAAUGGAACAAGUUUUUGACGCCGCAAGAAAUUCAAGGGAUCCUAACAAAUAAUGGCUUCAAAAUACUCCUUAUUCAUGGAAUGUGCUACAACCCUUUGUCAAAUCAAUGGAAUUGGUCCAAUUCUACAUCGAUCAAUUAUUGUAUCCAUGCCGUUAAAGAAGAAUAAUUUUAGCCUAUGCACUUAAUUUUUUUUGUACCGACAAUUU